GGCGGCGGAGGCGGCGGCGGGGAAGGAACCCGGAGCGCCGAGGCCAGGCAGCCUCAAGAAUGGCGACCCAUGAAGCAUUCUACUGAAAAUAAAAUCAGCCUACACGACCAUUGUUCCCUUGCUCUGGUUUUGUUUCAGAAAAGCAGAGUUUUCUGGGACUCGAUGGGUAAAAUUGAACGACAGACGAAUGUGAUAGGCUGAAAUCUGGAAUUUCAUUUAAACUAACUAGCAAUGUUGGACACUUUCCCACCAUGCCGACGACAUUUUAAGUAUGUCAGCUUUUUAAAAGUUUAACUAAAGGAAACCUCUAAGACAUCGUACCCGAGGACCAAAGUGCAGCCACCAAUUAUCAGACUUUCAGGAUGAAUCUGGAAAAACUCAGCAAGCCUGAACUCCUGACGCUGUUCAGUAUUCUUGAAGGAGAACUUGAAGCAAGAGACCUUGUUAUAGAAGCUUUAAAGGCCCAACACAGAGAUACUUUCAUCGAAGAACGCUAUGGAAAAUACAACAUCAGUGACCCUCUAAUGGCUCUUCAGAGAGAUUUUGAAACACUGAAGGAGAAAAAUGAUAGUGAGAAGCAGCCAGUGUGCACAAACCCCCUCUCUAUCCUCAAGGCAGUGAUGAAGCAGUGCAAGAACAUGCAGGAGCGCAUGCUGUCCCAGCUGGCCGCUGCCGAGAGCAGGCACCGCAAGGUGAUCCUCGACCUUGAAGAAGAAAGACAGAGGCAUGCACAGGACACCGCUGAAGGAGAUGAUGUCACCUACAUGCUGGAGAAGGAGAGAGAGAGACUGACGCAGCAGUUGGAAUUUGAAAAGUCCCAAGUGAAAAAGUUUGAAAAGGAACAAAAGAAGCUGUCCAGUCAGCUGGAAGAGGAGCGCUCCCGCCACAAGCAGCUGUCGUCCAUGCUGGUUCUCGAGUGCAGGAAGGCCUCCAGCAAGGCCGCCGAGGAAGGGCAGAAGGCUGGGGAGCUGAGCCUGAAACUGGAGAAGGAGAAGAGCCGGGCCAGUAAACUCGAGGAAGAGUUGGCAGCUGAGAGGAGGCGAGGCCUGCAGACAGAGGCCCGGGUGGAGAAGCAGCUGUCUGAGUUUGACAUCGAAAGGGAGCAGCUGAGAGCCAGACUGAACCGAGAGGAGAACCGGACCCGUGCCCUGAAGGAGGAGAUGGAGAACUUGAAGAGGCUUGUGAAAGACCUAGAGGCAGCUCAGCAGCACCGCAGCACCAGUGAGCAGGGCAGGGAGCCAGGGACCACGUCCAGAGGCACAGCCACAGAGCCUCCCAUGCGAGUGUCCGUGUUUUGCCAAACAGAGAGUAUCCAGACAGAAAGAGGCCACGGGAGCGUCAUAACCAAGCUGACAGACACUGGUCUUCCAGGUCCCACCACGGCUACUUACUCAUAUGCAAAAGCUAAUGGCCACUGUGACCCAGAGACACAGACUACCAGGGAGUUGACCUCAGAGGGCAGCACAGAAAACCAAGGGCCACCACGGGAGAAAGCUGUAGUAUCGGCCCAGGAGAAACCACUGGAGAAUGGUGGGUGUCCUGUAGGAACUGAGACUCCAGUCACAAUGCCCAGUCACCUCCCUUCCAGUGGCAGCUCACUGUCUCCAAGUAGCACUGCCUCUUCCUCUCUGACAUCAUCUCCUUGCUCUUCACCGGUUCUAACCAAGCGUCUCUUGGGGUCAUCCGUCAGCAGCCCAGGCUACCAGUCUUCUUACCAAGUAGGGAUCAAUCAGCGCUUCCAUGCAGCUCGGCACAAAUUUCAGUCCCAGGCAGAUCAGGAUCAGCAAACCAGCGGCCUCCAGAGCCCUCCGUCCAGGGACCUGUCCCCUACCCUGUUAGACAAUUCUGCUGCCAAACAGCUGGCCCGAAACACAGUCACUCAGGUGCUCUCCAGAUUCACCAACCAAGGGCCAAUUAAGCCAGUCUCUCCCAACAGUUCUCCCUUUGGAACAGACUACCGAAAUUUGGCUAGCACUGCCAGCCCAAGAAGUGACACCAGCCAUUCACCUACUCCAGGGAAAGUGUCCAGUCCUCUGAGCCCCCUCUCUCCAGGAAUCAAGUCCCCAACCAUCCCCAGAGCUGAGAGAGGAAACCCUCCACCGAUCCCACCCAAAAAACCUGGCCUCACCCCUUCACAAUCUGCAACCACUCCAGUGACCAAGACUCAUUCCCAGGCAUCCUCCUUGCCCACCACAGAAGACCUUGCCAGCAGCUGCUCUCCCAGUGCCGUGGUGGCCAAUGGCAAAGAUGUUGAGAUACUUUUGCCUACCAGCAGCUAGUCCCUAGGAGUGAGUCUCCACAUUUGACAUUCCAUCAGACUUUGUCCAAGAGCGCAGAGUUAAACCCUGGAGUCAGAUCAUGUUAUUUAUUUGAUAGUAGCUACAGCCAUCUGUAUAAUACAUUCAGUGUAUUUACCUUUUUGUAUUUUUUUAAGUAGAAAUUGAGUACUUUGGAUUUUUAUGACUCACCUCUUUGUACUAAGCUAGAAGGGGACCUCAGACAUUGUACAUCUCAAGCUCAACGUCACCAGCAUGCUGCGAUGGGGAAGCUGACUGAGGACCAGGCAGGCGGUGGUCUGCUGUCAGUUUAGGAGCUAGAAUUACUCAGCACUCAUUUCAAAUUAUGCAGAAGCAGUUCGUGCAGAUUUUUAUUCCAGAUGAACAUGUUUUAAAAGUGCCUGAAAUCGACUGCCACAGGAAUGUGAUUCAGCGGCAGAAACAAAAGACAGAGCAUUUCUUGCAGCAAAUGAGAUCCUCUGUGAAUCUGAAUGUCAAAAACCAACACUGCUUUUAAUCCUCUCUGACUGUUUAAUGGCAGCUUUGUGUUCUGAACCGAGGUUUGCAUAAGUAGGAUGGAAACCCUUCUGAAGGGCAGGAACUCUGUCCGGCCAAGCCCUGUAAAGCCUCGAGAAACCCUCCAGAGCACGUAGCAGUUGGGGUGCUGAUUUUCUUGUGCUUUUGAAAAAUUAAGUCAUUCUCUGUUUCCUGCAUCAGUUCUUAAAUAGUGAAAUCACAUCUCCAUUCAAAACCAUCCUCAGGCAUCGGCCAUGGGAACUUCUGGUUCCGGUUGCCUUUACUUGAGUAGGAAGUGACACAAUGAACUCUUGAUUCUGUGAUCAAAAAGCAAUAACUUAAAAGUCACUCUUUGUAAUAUUGUAAGUCAGAAUUAUAUAGAUUUUACCAAAUUGUUACAUUUACUCUCCAUGCUGCCAGCACUUCUAUCUAUGGAACCAAAUUAACUUUUGCCCAAAUGGAAAUAUACCUAUAUCUGUAUAGAUACAUGCCCCUUUUACAUGUUCACCAUUCUCACACUCAAGCACAUAAGUAUUAGUGUGAUUGUAUCUCUGGAGUUUGCAGUGUAGCAUAAAGGACAAAAAUUGCAUGUUAAGAUUACCUACCAAAGCAAUUAGAUGUGACUUGGAGCCAGUCAGGCAACAGAGGAAUCUAUUUGACAAGGAAGUGGACAAUCCCAAAUGAAGCUCACAUCAUCACUAAGUAGUCCUAGUGCCACAGAACUGAACUACCAAGUGAGUGAGUGAGAGAGAGACAGCGCGGUCUCCCAAGUGCUGCCCACUCGGGAAUAGAGGAGACAGUAUCAGGCCCCAGCAGCCCAGCCCCGUGUAACAGGGCCACCACUUCGAACCCCAGCUCCUGCCAUACAAACAUUGCAGAUCAAGGUUACCAACUCUCUAAACUUUCAUGGAAUUGAGAUUCCCACAAGAAGAUUCUCAUUCUGAUUUUAAAUGUUUUUAAAUGAUGCUGGUCAGACAAACAUGGCUACAGCCUCUCCCUUCCUAGAACCUGUGCCGUUUCCCUUGUGGUGAGUCUGUAUAGAUAGAAACCCCCAGGCUUCUCCACUGUGUCAGCUACGUCUGACCAAGUCCCCAGAACGGUCUCGCUCUUGGCAAGCAGAACUCCCGACAGACCAGCUCAGGACACUAGUUACACAGUUUUGUAUCCAGAGUGGGAGAGAGGAAGGCCUUGGUGUCUUUACAUACAUUGUUCUGGCCAGCAUCUACCUAGAAGCCCCUGGCCUGCUGUAACUGUUUAUUGGGAAGGAGAAUGGGUGAUCAUGUGAGAAUACCUGGUCAUGUGUUUGCAAAACCCAAGGAUUCGGUGGACCCAUCCAGAUAACUCACAAGAAAUUAGACAUUGAUUUUCUCCUUAAACCACAGAGCUGAAAACAAAAGUCUCCCUAAUAACUUAACUAGUAACUUUUACUUAUAUUCUUAAUAGCCCAUUGAGUCAGUGGGCAAGAGGCAGGUGAUUAAGAUCUUGGUGGGCAAGUCAACAACAGAGUAUGCUGUUGACUCUGCCGCUUCCAGUUCAAACGGUUAUGGUCAGUGCAUGGCCCAUGAAAGCAGGACUGGUGGCCUGGGGUGUCUCCUGCAGUGAUGGAGACUUGUGAAACUGCCCUGAGCUGUCCUGCAUUGGAUUCAUUCCUGUUGUGGAGCCAAAACGGACCAGUGAUGAUCAGACGCUGAACCUUCUCAUCAGGAGAGACUGUAGUGCCUGAGUGUUCUUACCUCUCUUGCUUUAAAUGGUAAUCUUAAAAGUUGCAUUGUGCUCUUCCUCUGUUUGGAGAUAGAUAUAUAUAUAGAGAGAGAAAGAGAAAUGCUAUGAGAAAGUUUAUUUCUUAGGGGGUGCACUGAACAAUAUUUCUUUUACAGUAUAAUACAGGGGUGGGAUAUGCAAAAGAAAUGUGUAUUUUUGCUAGUUCCUAUCUUCUGAGAUAAUAAGCACAAUCCUGAAAUGGAUCCAGUAACGCAGCUAGAUAUUAUAGAUUAGUAUUUCAGUUUGCAGUAGAUUGUGAGUGUGUGUGCUAAGUAAAACUUCCAUGAUUCACAAUUUGGGUAUUAAUCAUGUCAGAGAAGCUGUUACUGCUCAGCAGAGUCUAAUGAUGUGCUAGUGUAACACAAGCAUUAACUAGGCGUUAACAUUUGUAGGGCCAAAUGUACCAUGCAGAAGCCUUCAUUUUUAUAGCAGACUACAUUAAAACAAGUUAAAUCAUAA
Mastomys coucha (southern multimammate mouse) is the source of this 5012-nucleotide messenger RNA. It is a transcript of the gene Cttnbp2nl, whose product is annotated as CTTNBP2 N-terminal like. The transcript is spliced from 7 exons. The record is from RefSeq and is a predicted model, not a curated record. NCBI's taxonomy places the organism in Eukaryota, Metazoa, Chordata, Mammalia, Rodentia, Muridae. Bases 363 to 2279 code for a protein of 638 amino acids.